AUGCCGAAGUCGCACUGCCAGGCUUGUGUUGAGGCAGACACCGAGAAGAUGGUUAGCUGCUGCCAGUGUAAUACUUGGUGGCAUUAUGAGUGCGCCGAUGUGAACGAUAGUAUUGCUGGUGAGGAUCGAACGUUCUAUUGUUCCUUAUGCCAGCGACCGUCGCCGUCGAUACCGAUGGAUUCGGUACAACACCAAACUGAUAGUUGCAGCCGUGCAGGCAGCAAAACUGGUAGCGAUAUGGGAAGGUCAUCAUGCGGCUCAAAGGCGAAAUGGGCCCAGUUUAAACUGGACCGACUUGCGGCCAUGAAAGAGAUCGCCUUUAAGCGACUAGAUUUGGCUCGGCGAGAACAGGAGCAACAACAUGAGCAUCUUCGAUUGCAGGUGGAGCAAGAAAUCUUUGAAGAAACUUUCCGACUGCGGGAAGAGAUCGAAUUGGACGAUGACGACGACGGCCGUAGAAGCACAACUACGGAACAAAGUAGCCGCAGUAAAGUGGUGAGAUGGCAAAAACAGCAACAUAACGCCAUAGAUGCCACGACGGAUACGUCAACGCCAAGGGACAAUGCAGAUCAUCCGAUAGUGAACAAGGGGUCAACAGUUGCCGAAACACAUACUGGGCAGGGUGGCAAGCAGACACCACCAGUAAAUAAACAGCGUGUUUUACAGAGAGCGUUGGCAGGUAUUUCGCUAAAUGAUUCAGCCAUAGGGCCCACGUUAAGAAGUAUUCUCGAUCAAUCAGGAAGCGCGAAAGCGCCUGUAGGAAAUAGUAGUCAAAUAGUUUCAGCUUUAACUACUUUACCUUGUAAAUCCAAUACUAAUCGUCCAAUAUUAUCUGCAACUGGAAAUUUGAAUUCCAACACUCAAAAUAAAUUAAAUAUUCCUUCGACUUUCGUUAAUGAGCCGCGUGUCAAUUCAUUGUUAAGCGAAUUGAGCAAAAUGUGUAGUGGUAUUCCCACAGCGGCCACCGAUAUUUUUCGUGACAGGAUUUCGGAACGAUCCGGAAAUUUGGAUAGGCAUGAUGCUAAUUUGCCAGUAGCAGGGUCAACGUCAGGAGCACUACCAACAUCUUUACCGCAAUGGACACAGGAUGGCGCAGAAGAUGCAGCACCGGAACAACCGUGGGAAGGCCCAACACCGAGACAGAUAGCGGCUAGGCAUGUGAUGGCUAAAGAGUUACCUACGUUUACGGGUAGAGCGGAAGAAUGGCCGAUGUUCAUCAGCUCUUUCGUCAAUACCACUCAAGCGUGUGGGUAUUCGAACGCAAAAAAUUUGUCAAGGCUACAGAAGUGCUUGAAGGGAAAUGCGCUUACUCACGUUCAGAGCUUAUUGUUGCAUCCGGAAGGCGUGCCGCAUGUACUGACCCAAUUGGAACAACUAUACGGACGCCCUGAGCUGCUGAUACAUACGUUGUUGCAGAAGAUUCGCGAAGUUCAGUCACCGAAAGACGGUGAUCCCGAAUCAUUGGUCGCUUUUGGAUUGAUGAUGCAGAAUUUGUGCAAUCACAUGAUUGCUGCCAGGCAAGAGGCACAUAUCAACAAUCCCGAACUGCUGCACACUCUCAUAAGCAAACUGCCGGUUAAUUGGCGGAUGGAUUGGUCGCUGUACCAGGAACGGUGCACGGUUGUGAAUAUACAAACUUUCUCACAGUAUAUGCAAGUGCUAGUUAGAGCUGGUUUGAACGCGUCACUGUAUAGUGAUCAGAAAACCAAUCAUCAGAGAAUAAAAGACAAAGGUAUUAAAUGUAAAGACUUUUGCGGGGCACACACUACCGAAGAGUCACCGAAAUCUCCUGAAAAGGAGAUAGUUGAAAAGCAAAGCUCCUCCUCCAGGCCUACAUGUCUGGUGUGCAAUAAUCCGGAACAUCGCGUCAAACACUGUCCUGAUUUCGCAAAGCUGGAACUGGAGGAACGUUGGAAACUGAUCCAACGUUUUGGAUUAUGCCGAAGUUGUUUGGGAGCCCACGGGAGGCGACCAUGUCAGAUUCGAAAGUACUGCGACGUAGAUGGAUGUCAGCGAAGACAUCAUAAAUUGCUACACGAUCAGAAGUUUCAUAGCGGAGCAAAGCCGAAUUCUAAUUCAGAUAAAAGGACUCCCAAGCAGGACAGCAAUGCGAACAAGAAGGAGGUAACGCGAAAUCUGACCGAUAAAGGGAACAGUUCGAAUGCCGUAACAAACCAUCAUUCCGCUGGUCAAGCGGCACUAUUUCGUAUCAUACCAGUGACUUUAUAUGGGAACAACCGAUCUGUGCUGGCAUACGCUUUUCUGGACGACGGGUCGUCUAGGACACUAGUUGACGAGGCCAUCGUGAAGCAACUAGGCGUGAGUGGGGAGACACAACCUUUGUGUCUGCAAUGGACAGCCAACAUGAAGCGCACAGAAUCCGAUUCUCAGCGUAUUACGCUGGAAAUAGCUGGGUGUGCUAAUGAGAGCAAGUAUAAACUAACUGACGUACGAACGGUUACCAAGUUGGAUCUACCCAAACAGUCUUUGCGCUACAAGGAAAUGGUGAAAGCUUAUCCUUAUCUAAAAGGAUUACCUGUUGAAGACUACGACAAAGCAACGCCAUGUAUCCUUAUUGGUAACGACAACGCUCAUGUAACAGCGACAUUGAAAAUGCGUGAUGGACAGCCAGGAGAACCUAUUGCCGCUAAAUCGCGGCUAGGAUGGACUGUAUAUGGUUUCAAUCAAGAUUCAUCUGUCGGACGUGCUCAUCGCUUCCACAUAUGCGAGUGCAAGAAACAGGAUCAAUCCGUACACGAACUAGUAGAGAAGUUUUUCGCGGUUGAGAGUCUCGGUAUAAUGGAAGUAUCGUGCCCAGAGUCAGCUGACGUACAACGUGCGAAUCAGAUUCUGCAGGGAACGAUCAGGCGAGUCGGGCAGCGUUUUGAAAUCGGCUUGCUGUGGAGAUUUGACCACUUUGAAUUCCCGGACAGUUACCCGAUGGCGGUGCGACGCUUGCAAUGUUUGGAACGGCGGAUCCAAAGCGAUCCUGUGAUAGGUGAAAGCGUAAAGAGACAGAUGGUCGAGUAUCAAGAAAAAGGAUACAUCCAUAAGGCGACAGAAGCAGAACUCCAGGAGGCGGAUAUGCGACGUGCGUGGUAUCUACCACUCGGUAUAGUUUUGAACCCUAAGAAGCCGAACAAAGUUCGUAUAUUCCGUGACGCAGCAGCCAAAGUGGACGGCGUAUCGCUGAAUACAAUGUUGAUGAAAGGGCCAGAUUUGCUAAAUACGUUGCUGGGAGUACUGUAUGGGUUCCGCGAAAAACGCAUCGCCUUUUCUGCCGAUUUGAAAGAAAUGUUUCACCAAAUUCUGGUGCGUAAAGAAGAUCGGCACGCUCAAAGGCUGCUUUGGCGAGAGGACUCAACGCAAGCUCCGGAGGUCUUUGUGAUGAACGUGGUUACCUUUGGAGCAGCUUGCUCCCCAUGUUUGGCACAAUAUGUGAAGAAUAAAAACGCGCAAGAACACGCCUAUAAAUAUCCAGCCGCUUCGGAUGCCAUCAUCCGGAAACAUUAUGUUGACGACUACCUCGAUAGUGCGGACGAUGUUGAAGAAGCAGUAAAGUUGGCACUAGAAGUUAAAUACGUUCACAAACGUGGAGGUUUUGAAUUGCGGAACUGGUUGUCCAACUCAAAAGAGGUACUCGCACGUGUCGGGGAAAACGAUCCAUCCAAGGAAAAAUGUCUACAGCUGGACAUAGGAGAGGCGGCUGAGCGUGUGCUUGGAAUGUUUUGGAAACCGGAGCAGGAUAUCAUAACAUACUCUACGGAAUUGGCUGUAGCUACGGAGCGUCCCACCAAACGACAAGCGCUGCGCGUAGUGAUGAGUCCAUUCGACCCUGCUGGACUAUUGUGUUAUUUUCUGAUUCAUGGCAAAAUAUUGAUCCAAGAGUUGUGGAGAGCCAAGACCGAGUGGGACGAAUUAAUUCCAGAGAACCUGUGUGAGAGAUGGUGGAGAUGGACUGAUUUGUUCCGCUAUCUGGACAAAAUCAAAAUACCGCGUUGCUAUUUUCCUGCUCGUUCAACGCAAGAGAUCGUGACAUUACAGCUACAUAUCUUUGUUGAUGCGAGUGAGGAGGCAUAUGCGUGCGUAGGUUAUUUACGAGCUAUUUUCCCUGGCAGCAUCGAAGUGGCUUUAGUCGGAGGAAAAUCGAAAGUGGCACCGCUGAAGGCACACUCGAUCCCGCGAUUGGAGCUGAUGGCAGCGGUUAUCGGUGUUCGGCUGAUGAAAAUAGUGUUGAAGAGCCACUCCCUACGGAUUGAGCGCACGGUUCUAUGGAGCGAUUCCAAAACCGUUCUGGCAUGGAUAAAUUCAGACCAUCGCAAUUAUCGACAAUUCGUCGCAUGCCGAGUGGGAGAAAUCCUAUGCAAGUCCCAGGCGGAACAAUGGCGUUGGGUGCCGACCAAAGAGAAUAUUGCAGACGAGGCGACGAAAUGGGGAAAAGGUCCCUGUAUGUCUCCCACGGGACGGUGGUUCUUGGGACCGGAGUUCUUGCAUCUAACAGAAGGUGAAUGGCCAGUUUCGGUGCAAUCAACUGAUGCCAAAACUGGCCAUUCAAAAUGGAAUCGUUUAAAUCGUGCGGUGGCAUAUAUGCUUCGGAUCAUAAGACUCAUGCGGGAGAAAAAAGGAAAGCGCACAACAAGAGAGUUGGAGCGUGUUAAGGCGAUACUACAGGGAAAACAAUGGAGCUUGCUGCAGUUCGAUCCGCUCGAGCAGGAAGAAAUGCAGUUGGCAGAGACUACCAUUUUUCGCUGGGUGCAGAGAGAGCAGUAUCCCGAUGAGUCAGUGACUCUAUUCCACAAUCGUGGUGAGCAGAACAGACGACAGGUUAAACUGGAGAGAACUAGUCCCAUCCGCAAAGCUUCUCCGUUCAUGGAUGAGUGUGGAAUUAUUCGAUCGGAUGGCAGGAUAGCAGCAGCAACAUGUGUCACGUUUUCAACGAAGUUUCCGAUUAUCCUUCCGAAACAGCACUGGGUAACGUAUUUGAUUUGUGACUGGUAUCAUCAGAAACACUAUCAUGCAAACCGAGAGACUAUAGUGAAUGAGAUGAGGCAGCGGUUUCACAUUUCGGAGCUCAGAGCAUUAGUAAGAAUGUGUGCGAAGAAAUGCCAGGUUUGCAAGGUUAAAAAUCCGAUAGCGGCAGUGCCUCGAGAGGCACCGCUUCCCGCAGCAAGAUUGCAGGCGUACGUGCGUCCGUUCUCAUAUGUAGGCGUGGAUUAUUUUGGGCCACUCGAAGUACGUGUUAAUCGUAGUCACGUCAAAAGGUGGGUGGCUUUGUUCACCUGCAUGACGGUACGAGCAAUCCACCUGGAAGUUGUACACACGCUUUCUACUGAAUCUUUCAAAAUGGCACUCCGCCGCUUCAUCAGUGCACGUGGGGCUCCUGUUGAGAUCCGUAGUGACCAGGGUACAAAUUUUGUAGGGGCAAAUAACGAGUUAAGGAGAAAACUUAAAAACAUCAACGAGCAGCUUUGUGAAACGUUUACUAAUGUAGAAACCAAGUGGAUCUUCAACCCACCCGGUGCACCUCAUAUGGGUGGCGCAUGGGAGAGAUUGGUGCGGUCGGUAAAAUGUGCUUUGGCUGCCAUGGAUACAACUAGAAAACCGAACGAAGAGACUUUGGCGACGUUGGUGAAAGAAGUGGAGAGUUUGAUAAACUCCAGGCCGCUCACAUACAUCCCGUUGGAAGUUGGGGAACAAGAAGCUCUCACGCCAAACCAUUUCCUUCUUCUGAGCUCGAGUGGUGUGGUGCAAACUCCGAAAUCGUUGACAGAUAUGAAGCAAGCAAGUCGGUCCGAGUGGAACAAAUGCCAGGUGAUGAUUGAUCAGUUCUGGCGUCGCUGGGUACGCGAAUAUCUUCCGACUAUAGCUCGGAGAACCAAAUGGUUUGAAGAAACCAAGCCUAUAGAGGUAGGAGAUCUGGUUGUCGCACUGGAAGAGAAAGUACGCAACGGAUGGAUGCGAGGACGAGUGGUGAAAAUCAUUAAAGGACGUGAUGGUCGCGUAAGAACGGCAGUAAUUCAAACGAGUAACAACACGUUCAUGGAAAGACCGGUAGCUAAAUUGGCGCGGUUAGACAUUGGAGUUGGUGGUAAAGCAGAUCCGGAGGCCUGA
This is a messenger RNA of Wyeomyia smithii (pitcher-plant mosquito), 6111 nucleotides long. RefSeq lists its product as uncharacterized. Gene Ontology annotation, biological process: DNA integration. Bases 1 to 6111 code for a protein of 2036 amino acids. Gene Ontology annotation, molecular function: nucleic acid binding. Lineage: Eukaryota; Metazoa; Arthropoda; Insecta; Diptera; Culicidae. The transcript has a single exon. The record is from RefSeq and is a predicted model, not a curated record.